This is a messenger RNA of Ornithodoros turicata, 1200 nucleotides long. RefSeq lists its product as uncharacterized. Gene Ontology annotation, molecular function: nucleic acid binding. The coding region runs from base 1 to 1200 and encodes 399 amino acids. The record is from RefSeq and is a predicted model, not a curated record. Lineage: Eukaryota; Metazoa; Arthropoda; Arachnida; Ixodida; Argasidae. The transcript is spliced from 2 exons.
AUGUCGACGUAUGUCCAGUUCAUGCAGGUUCAAGCCAUCCGAGACUUUCCCCAGCCGCCUUUGGCACGCAAGCUGCGGGAAUUUCUGGGCCUUGUCAACUUUUAUCGCCGGUUCAUACCCGGCUGCGCAUCAACUCUUCAGCCUUUAGAAGCAUUACUCGCCUCAGCCAAGAGUCGCUCUGCCACUAUCAACUGGCCGCAGUCGACCACUCUUCUGGCGCAUCCGGUACCCGAUGCGCCCACUGUCCUCAUGGUAGAUGCGUCCGCCUCGGCCGUCGGCGCUGUCCUGCAGCAGCAAGUUUCCAACCAAUGGCAGCUCCUAUCUUUCUUUUCGCGCAAGCUCAAGGACAGGGAGGUGCGCUAUAGCACGUUUUCGCGUGAACUCCUCGCCGUCUUCCUAGCCGUGAAACACUUUCGCCAUUUUCUCGAGGGUCGGCUUUUCACCAUCUACACCGAUCACAAGCCGCUAACCUACGCCUUCGUGUCAUCCGGCACCAACUACACCCCUCGAGAAAUCCGCCAACUCUCAUUCGUUUCUGAAUUCUCCACUGAUAUCAGACAUAUCAGCGUCACGGACAAUACUGUAGCGGAUACCCUCAGCCGUAUCAACGCCUUGUCACGAGACCCGCGUCUUGUCCCCGACAACCUUUCUCCCUCGAAAUGUUGGCCAGUCACCAGGCUUCAGACGAAGAAUUGGCCACGCUCCGCGCGGAUCCCAAUUCGGCGCUCCGUUUUGAGGACCUGCUACUCCCAGGAGCCACGUCGACUAUCUUUUGUGACACCUCUCUUGGCAACCCUCGGCCUUUCGUACCGGUCGCUCUCCGCCGGCAAGUUUUCAACACCCUCCACGCGUUGUCUCAUCCUGGCAUACGGGCAACGCAGAAGUUGCUCGCCUCGCGAUACGUCUGGCCUCGCAUGCAUGCCCAGAUCAAGCAGUGGACACGUUCCUGCUUGCACUGCAUGCCAACGGGCCAAAAUACACCGCCACACUUCCGCACCUGUCGCAAGUUUCCUUCCGCCAGAUCAGCGUUUUGACAAGGUGCACCUCGACAUCGUGGGCCCUCUGCCGCCUUCGCAAGGGCACCGCUACCUGCUUACUUUCAUUGACAGGUUCACGAGAUGGCCCGAGGCCGCCCCUAUUCCUGACAUCACCGCCAGCACUGUCGCCGCUGCCUUCGUAUUGACCAACGUUUAUAGAUAG